UAAAGUACAUUGAAUAUUUCGAUGCUGCCGAUUUGAAGGAAAAUUGUGACCUUCGAACAAGACGAGUUUCAAGGCGAUCAAAGCGAUCGUGAUUGUUGGAGUUUCGAGUGCGAUGAGUAAUCAACGAUGAAACUUCAACGGAUCUUCGGCUUCAUUUGGCUGGUUGCGAUCGUUGGUGAAUUCGUUGAAACUCGUGACCUUUUCAAGUUCGAGAGACCCUACAAGUAUUACCGUCCGCGGUUUCGUGACCACCGGCAAACAUCUGCGGCUCUUCGGAGACCAUCGGUUCACGGACAUCCGAAGAGAACUCUGUUCAAAAGUCCGCAUUACUAUCGACGCCAGCCACCGAGCAGUACUUGGAACGACGAGCAACGUUACCUCAAUCCACCUGCUGAGAAGGAUCCUUACACGAUAGAAAUUGAAUUUCCAAAGCGUUACAAAAGCGGCCAGAGAAUAAAAGAGCAUCGCAAUCGCAAUUACAGGCUGAGACCGGAACCGGAUUAUCAUAGCGAGGAGGAAGAUUAUCUCGAGGAUUUUGAGGACGAAGCGAUGCACCUGGUGAGGAUGGGAUUACGAAUAAAGGCCAUCAAAGGCACCAAUCCCAAUUUAAGGAUCAAAGUUUCGAGGGACGAUCGUAUCGAAAACGACGUUAAGCCUGUAAAAUUCGUUGCUGCAGUACCACACUUACAAUAUAAUGAUCCACCAGGAUUUUUCCACAAUUUCAAUCGCGAAAACUCACACAAUCGAAUGCCUGUGUAUUUCGUUACGGAAUUUCCUGAAUACUUUCCUGGAGCGUAAUAAUAAUUCAUGAAUUCGAGAGAAUUUUUCAUACCAUCCAAUCUGUGAAUUAUUGAUAAGGAGUAUCCGUGGGCAGCAAAAAGUCGUUAUAAACCAAUGAGAAUGUUCUCGAAGCAUGUAAAUUUUUUCAAGCAGUCGUGAAUGAUAAUUUAUUUGGUAAUCCUUUUCCGAGGAUCGUUUCCAGUCGUGGAAGAUCGAAGAAGUGCAUGAUUUGUGACAAACUUUUGAUCCGAAUGCAGAAUAAACGAAUUUCUGACGUUUCAGAGUAUUCACACGAGUAUUAACUAUUCAUUCUGCGUACUCGAUGCCAAGAAAGUCAAUUGGUCGCCGAAGAAGUGUACGAGAGUCCAUAGAGAUCGAACUUACCAAAAAGCUCGUUUAAUCCGGCCCCGUUGAGUUGCCGAUUUAAUUCUGAAAAUCGACGUUCUGCAUCCGGUGCGACGAAUUUCUUCGCAAAGUCUGAAAACUUUUGGUAAACUGUCUGCGCGUACGUAAAUUAUGGGAAAAUCCCCGGUGCAUAAAACACGCGGGACAAGUUCUUCGAAACUUUGGCUCCGCGUGCGGUGGCAUUUCACCAGAAGCUUCGAAACUGAUUUGUCCGCGUAUUUACAGACGAGAAUCGCAGACCUAAUCAUUCACUCCGGUGUGACUGCAUUUUCACGAAGCACCAAAACAUCGAUACUCCAGUCCUUCUGUUCUUUUUGUUUUAUUUCUAACAUAAUAGUCAACGAACAUAUAAUAAUAGUAAUAAAUACUUAUUCGCAAUAAUAAUAAUAAUAAUCGUAAUAAUAAAUAAAGUGUAAUAUACAAGU
This is a messenger RNA of Venturia canescens, 1610 nucleotides long. RefSeq lists its product as uncharacterized. The record is from RefSeq and is a predicted model, not a curated record. Bases 127 to 798 code for a protein of 223 amino acids. The transcript has 4 exons. NCBI's taxonomy places the organism in Eukaryota, Metazoa, Arthropoda, Insecta, Hymenoptera, Ichneumonidae.